AUGAGCCACUUGGUGAAGCUUGUGGUAGGAGACUGGGAGAGGGGUGAACCAGGUCUUUGGAAGUUUCAUGUUGAUCACACUAGGGUUAAAUAUGACAUCAUCCUGAGAGAAAACGAGACCUUUACUUCUGUUAGGGGAAUAGUUCGUUCAAAAUACAAGCUAGAUCAGUUGUUGUUGCCUACUGAGCCGAUUUUGUUGACUUACGACUUCCCUGAGUACACAACCCUAACGGGUGAUUACACUUCUCCGCCUGUUGAGAUAAAAGAUGACGGCGAUGUUCAGUUGUUUAUGGCGAUAAGGAUGGACCAAGCGGGACUGGAAAUGUACGUGACAUUUGGAGACCGAGAUGUUUCUCUCUAUAGGCGUCAGCGUCGGGGGGAGGACGGCAUCGAGGACGACGAGGUUGUGAUGAGGGCCCCAAAACGGAUGAGCCAACCAGACAUUCGGCGUCCCAAUUACUUCUUAGCUAGCGAGAGUGUGCUCCGGGAAAUCUGCACCCCGGAGGAGUUCGAGAGAAUAAAAAAUGCUUCGGUUCCCUAUGAGGGUGACGGAUGCGGUGAAGACAUGUAUGAUAGCGACUCAACAGACUCGUCAGCAGACUCGUCAAGCUUGGCGCUGGUUACUAAAGAGGCAGCGGAAGGUUGUGGUGUGAUAAGCUUAGCAGAUGGUCCCCCCGAAAUGCGUAGCGGAAAUGACCAAGAGGCAAGAGAGGAGGAUCCGCCCCGGGUAAUCCUACCUGGAGGGGAAAGACAAGGCUUCCCCAGUCAUGGUGUGACUAUGGGAAUUUCUGGAGUGCCGUACAACAAAGCGGCUGGAAAACGCGCAUUGUCAACGGGAGAUGCGGUUAUUCAUGAUCCCUAUGUGGGACAUGAGGACAUCAACAGCCACACUAAUACUAGCAAAAUUCCUAUGGGCAUCCCAUUCGAGGACGAGUCUGAUGAUUGUAGGAUUAUAGAUGGACGUGAUAUGGCCUCGAAAGGCCAGGUCUACGUGGGGCAGGUGUUCGAGACUAGGGAUGCCUUUAAGCUCCACAUGUCUAUGUACGCAAUUGCUAACAAAUUCAAGUACCUUGUGAAGCGUUUCGAGCCAGGGAAGAUGGUCCUAGAAUGUGGGGGUGCUAAUUGCGGGUGGCGAGCCUAUGCGGUUAAGAUUGGAGGAACCACUAGGUUUGAGAUUAGGACAGCUGAUACAGCUCAUACUUGCUCUGUUAAUGAGAGGUGGGGGUUCCGACACCAUGCAACUGCUAGCAUCGUUGGUGAUAUGAUGCGCCAGCGAUAUGGGGGGCCCGGUGGGGUAGUCCCAAGACCAGUAUCUGUGAGAGAGAUCAUGCGGAACGAUCAUAGCGUGCCGAUAAGUUACUGGAAGGCAUGGAGGUCGAGAGAAAUAGCAGUUUCGCGUGGGGACGGAAACGUUGAGACAGCUUACCUGGCAUUGCCUUCUUAUCUGGCGAAGCUUGCAGAGGCAAACCCGGGAUCAAUCAUGGCUAUCGAGUCAACUGAGGCAGCAGAAGGGGCACACCGUUUCAAGUAUCUUUUCCUUGCUUUUGGGGCGAGCAUUAGAGGGUUUGCAUAUAUGAGGAAGGUGGUUAUCAUAGAUGGCACACAUCUAAAGGGGAAAUACCAAGGCUGCCUUCUUACAGCAAUAGACAGUGAGAACGACGAGGCAUGGACAUGGUUCUUCACAAAACUUUCAGCUGUCGUUCCGGACGUGAAUGACCUGGUGUACCCCAUGGCUCAGCACUGCGCUUGUCUCCUGCAUCUUCAACGUAACGUUCAGACCAUAUUCAAGAGGAAACACCUAAUCUAUCUGAUCGCACGUGCUGCUAGAGAUUUCCGCCUAGAGGAUUUCUACGACCACUUCAAUGAGAUAAAAUUGAUCGACAUAGCUUGCGCCGAUUACCUAAUCCGGAUAGGUCUAGAGCACUGGGCGAGGUUGCAUUUCUCAGGGGCAAGGUACAACAUUAUGACUAGCAGCCUAGCUGAGUCCCUUAAGGCAGCUCUUGCUACGGCCCGGGAGUAUCCCAGUGUCUCAUUGAUCGAGUACAUACGGUCAAUGAUGGUGGGGUGGUUCUCAUCUCGAAGGGUUGCGUCGCUCUCAAACAUUGGAGAUGUGACUCCUAAGUUUCGUGAGGCACUGACACGCAGCUUCGCUGUGUCAACUGGGUACGCGGUGAGGCAUUUGAUCAAUGCGGAAUAUGAGGUCUCCGCCGUUACCUCCAAAAUGAGUGCUGAAACACUCGUGGCUGAGGAGUACAGUAACGACUACUGGGGGAUGGCUUACAGUGGCACAAUUAACCCGGUCCAUGGCGGACAAGUUGGUCAGGCUGAAGAAGGAGGCGAUGGUAUGAAACUCCUCCCACCAAGAACGCGAAGGCCACCUGGGAGGCCACGAAAGUGUAGGAUCUUGUCGGCGGGAGAGAUAAGAGGAUCUGGUGUGUUCAAGCGACGUAGGACUUGCACAAGGUGCGGUGGGCUAGACCAUAACCGUACAACGUACAGAAACCCUAUAUAG
Brassica oleracea var. oleracea is the source of this 2511-nucleotide messenger RNA. RefSeq lists its product as uncharacterized. Lineage: Eukaryota; Viridiplantae; Streptophyta; Magnoliopsida; Brassicales; Brassicaceae. Bases 1 to 2511 code for a protein of 836 amino acids. The transcript is spliced from 9 exons. The record is from RefSeq and is a predicted model, not a curated record.